CCCCUUCAACUUUACUCUUUUUCCCUUCUCUCCCUCACCGAUUUUUAACCCCUCCCACCGAUUUAUCCACCCCCCCUCCACGCCAUUAUUUCUUCUUCUUCUUCUUCCCCUAGCCCCCCUCUCUCUCUCUCUCUCUCUUUCUCUCAGAGGAAUGAAAUCAUCAACGCCAUCCCGCCGGUGCUCCUUGAGUCGGAGAAGAUUAGGAACGUUAUUUUUGAGAAACAAGAUUAUUGUUGUUUUGGCCUCUGUUCUUCUCCUUUACUCCCGCAUAGUGUCACGCUCUCGCACACCAUACCAUCCACCCCAACUUCUUACCAAAAUUAUUUCACGGCAUCAGCGGUCGACGGAGAGGAGAGGUAAAGUUGGUUCUAUGGUUGGUGAGGGGGGUCAGAAGCGGAGAAGAAGAAUUGAAGGAACGAAUUUGGAUUGUCAAAUCUUGAUUUGCUUCUCUUGGUAUAUUCUGCUGUCACUAUAUGCUACAGCAUUGUUUGGAGUAAACUACACCGCUGAUUGGAAAUAUGUUGAUCAUGAUUCUGCUAUUUUGCUAUCCUUUCAUGCUAUUAAGUAAAAUCUACUGCCAUCACAUGGAUGGCAUGGCUGCUAUAUUACCAUGACCAUGUUACAGUGAAGAAUUGCAUUAUGCUUGAAGGAUUGGAUUUUGCUGAUAGUCUUACCAAGGCAUUCCUUACCUGACUAAACUACGCCAGUGAUUGGAAAAUCUUAAUGCUGAACCACUAUGCUGCUAGCAUACCAUACUAGCCUCUUUCAGUUUGAUGAUUGGCUUCAUGAAUUCUUGUAAAAAUUUGUUGACCCUAUUUGGUUUUUGCCAUUAAUGAUGUUAUCUGUGUGAAUGUUAUCCUCAGGUUUACAA
This is a messenger RNA of Rhododendron vialii, 871 nucleotides long. RefSeq lists its product as uncharacterized. The transcript has 3 exons. NCBI's taxonomy places the organism in Eukaryota, Viridiplantae, Streptophyta, Magnoliopsida, Ericales, Ericaceae. The coding region runs from base 152 to 568 and encodes 138 amino acids. The record is from RefSeq and is a predicted model, not a curated record.